Molecule: messenger RNA, 201 nt
Organism: Guillardia theta CCMP2712
Lineage: Eukaryota; Cryptophyceae; Pyrenomonadales; Geminigeraceae
Exons: 4
Coding region: 1-201 (66 amino acids)
Source: RefSeq, a predicted model, not a curated record
AUGCCGAGACAUGACGGGAGCAAGAAGAGAACGAAGAGCAUCGCAAAGAUGGCAUACACUAACAACGAGGAAGACAACACACCGGUCAUCUCUGCCAUUGAGUCGGCCCGUGCGCACCGUCUAGAAAAAGGAGUUUACCAGCUCAUUCUCGCUCUUGCCAUCGGAUUUCUUGCCGGCUAUGCAGUUGCAAAGGCACAUUAG